Pygocentrus nattereri (red-bellied piranha) is the source of this 1869-nucleotide messenger RNA. RefSeq names its product protein arginine methyltransferase 2 (gene prmt2). Gene Ontology annotation, biological process: peptidyl-arginine methylation. Gene Ontology annotation, molecular function: protein-arginine N-methyltransferase activity; protein binding. Lineage: Eukaryota; Metazoa; Chordata; Actinopteri; Characiformes; Serrasalmidae. The coding region runs from base 237 to 1403 and encodes 388 amino acids. The transcript has 9 exons. Gene Ontology annotation, cellular component: nucleus. The record is from RefSeq and is a predicted model, not a curated record.
AGUGUGUAUGUGGUGUUUCACUUCACGGACUCGGUUAAAGGCGGAGGUGGAAUUUCCCCGCUGUGGGACGAAAUAAGGGUCAGUUAAUCUAAACCUUUACAUACCUACCGUAUAAACAUUGUUCAGGACACUACACACAACAUACAGGUUAAGGAAGAGUUCAGCCUGAGCUGCAGUGUUUAAAGCCGUCCCAGUAGAGGGGCGACUGUUACUGCAGCACAGAGGGACAAACCCCCAUGAAGACCCCUCAGCUCAGUUUUUCAGCUGGAGAGAAGAUCUUGGUCCAUGACCGGAGCUGUGCUGACUGGUGGUGGGCAGAGGUGGGGGGCUGUUAUGGGUACGUGCCCUCCAGCUACCUGCACCAAGCAGCUGCUGAAGUGGAGGACGCCUGGCAAGAUGAGGAGUAUUUCGGGAGUUAUGGAACUUUGAGACUUCACCUGGAGAUGCUGUCCGACAGGCCGCGCACAGAGACGUACAGGCAGGUUAUCGUGAACAACAGCGCCUUCCUGAGGGGAAAAGUGGUGAUGGAUCUGGGGUGCGGCACCGGCAUCAUCAGCCUGUUCUGUGGCCGCCUGGCUCAGCCUGCAGCGGUGUACGCUGUGGAAGCGAGCGCCGUGGCUGAACACACAGAGAAGCUGGUCAAGCUGAACGGCUGUGAGGGAGUGGUCACCGUCUUUAAGUCCAGAGCAGAAGAGCUGACGCUGCCUUCGAAGGUGGACGUGCUGGUCUCAGAGUGGAUGGGAAACUGUCUCCUGUUUGAGUUCAUGGUGGAGUCGGUGCUGUGUGUCCGGGACCGCUGGCUGAAGGACGGAGGGAGGAUGUGGCCCUCGUCUGCCUCUCUGAGUCUGGUGCCCUGCCAGGCUCACGAUGACUACACACAGAAAAUGGAAUUCUGGGAGGAUCUCUACGGCCUGGACUUCAGCUGCCUGCAGCCGGUUGCGCAGGAGGAAUUCUUCGCUAAGCCCAAAUUCAGCCACGAGCUCGACCCGGAGGACUGUCUCUCCACCCCCUGUGAUGUCAUCACUCUCGACAUGCACACAGUUCGCGUGUCAGACCUCGAGAAGCUGAGAGGAGAGUUCCGGUUCCCUGUUGAGAAGUCUGGGACGCUGCAUGGUUUCACCGCCUGGUUCAGCACUUUUUUCCAAAGUUUACACGAAGGUGGCUCAACACUACAGCUCAAUACAGGACCAAACUCUGAGCCAACCCACUGGAAGCAGACUCUGUUCAUGUUGGACGCACCGAUCCCGGUUGAGGAAGGGGACUGUGUGGGCGGAGCCAUCGUCCUGCACAGAAACCCUGUAUGGAGGCGGCACAUGGCCAUCACCAUAGAGUGGAGUAUAAAAAGCAGAACCGCGGCUGCGUUCUCUGAGGUGAAAUCUAAGCGCUUCCCCAUGUGGAGGUGACCCUCAGCUGCCCGGUCAGAGAGAAACCUACAGCUCCAGUGUUUUACAGGUUUCAUCUCCAUAACGUCCAGGAUGGUGACUGAUUCUGGUUAAUGUUGAAGUACAGAGGACUCGGUUUACACUGAUUUACAAGAAACACGACCUGCCAGCAUCAUGACACGACCAAGUAAAGUGUUUGACUAUUACUGAUUAUUAAUUCAUUAUUUUAAUCAUGAAUUAUUUUUAAUUAUUCAUUAUUUUCAGUUACUUACUAUUGUCUAAUUUUUGUAGUCGAUUUGUAAAAAUUGAGAAAUGAACAUGCUUAUACUUUAUAAGAUCUGUAUAGAAGUCUUUCCAUUCUUUUAUAUCGCCAGUUUUUUUACAUAGGUAUGAACUAAUGUGUCUACAAAGAGGGAUGUUUUAUUUAUUAUGGUUUUCAGUUCCAUUUACUUUUGAUCACUACAUAAAGCUUCUUUAUUAAAGCCUG